AGAUUGAUGAUAUACGAUGAUAGGAUGAUGAUUCGAAAUCAAUCGCGCUAUAAUACACGGCGUAUCAUCCUUCUCUAUUCGAUCUUCCCAUAGCAUCUUUGUUCAAAAGGCAUUCACAAGACAUUCUGAAGAUGUCCAAUCGCUCAAAGAUGUCUUCUCGAUACCUUCUGGACAUCUUUUGAAUAUGCAUGCUAUGUGGGUUGCUCUCUCUUCCUGUCCGAAAAAAUACAUACGAGUUUGUAGCUAUGAUUUGACGAUGAAAUUUAUGAGCAAGAGAAUAGUUCGCUGCUCGUGACGUGCAGUUUGUCCUUAAAAUAAAUAUCAACUGUACGAAUGUAUUCUGGCUGGAUAUUUAUCCUCUCUCUUUUUUGGAGGGGAAGGAAAGGGGAAAGCGCACGCGUGAUUUUACUCCCGACCUCGCAGGGAGAGAGCGGAGGGCGAAGGAGAAUGCGAUGAGCCUUUGCACCGGCGGCUACGAGAACAAUCGUAGAGCAGGAACAACACGCGUAGAGACGAGCGGUUCAAGGGUCGUCGGAACAAAGCGACCGCGCCAUGCAUAUGCACGAGGGACUUUGUGUGUACUCCGGUUUUCGGGCCGGUGAUUGCAGUCUGUGAAGUGUCGAUUUACAAAAGGAAGAGGAAGUGGUGUACGAAGAGAUGCGCUACACGAACGAAAGGUUAAUGUCCGGUUUUCUCGCGGCGGAACCGCAGUCUCCUCAUGUGGCGAUGCAUCAUCGAUGCUGAAUCGGUACGUCCGCGGUAUUAGUGGUGGUGCUGGUGCUCGAGCAGACUCUUUCGCGCGGAUGACAGCUGGACGUUUUCGCCGCGAGGUUGACAGUGAGAUCCUCGAGCUCAGUUGAGCUGGGAAGAGACGAGUCGUCUCUCGCGUCGCCGAGAGUUCGAGACACGCCGUUGGUGAUAUCCGGCGUAAACUACUACUGCGCGAAUCGGGUAGUGAUCAGUAGUGAUGCCGUGAUGGGCUGCAGCUCGAGAUCGUCCUUCCUGACCACGCUUCUCUUCGUGGUUGGAUUACUCUCUGUCGCACUGUUUGCUGAAAUAUCUGAUGCAACACAUAUUCACAAUGAUUGUAACGAUAUUGGGAAACGAGAAUACAUAACCACGAGAAUAGAGCAGACUGAUGUAAUAAAAUAUCUUUCGGAAUGUUUAAGACAACGGCCUGGACCUACGGAUUCUCCGAGAGGAGGUUCCGUGAACGAGGCUGGCGUUUUUGCGUUACGAGGUAGACAGGAGGGUAGUCGGCGCUCUAGAAAGACCACCACUAGCACAACGAGCACAACGACACCCAGCUCGACAUUGAUAUCUUUGCCCGACGAAGUGGCGCAACCCGCUGCUCUUUUGGCCCCCGAGGAGGAAUCAUGGUCUACCAGUUCCUCCACCACGACCAAUGUUCCACUGUCCUCAGACAUGGCCGAUACGUCAUCCAAUCCACCUCUAGAAUACGUGGAGAAACCCCACACUAAAGUCAUUUUGCCCUGCAAGCUGGAAGGAAAUUAUUCGAGCUUAUUGCUGCCAGGAGCAAGAAGUUACAGAAUACGACCGGCGACAUGGUUGCACGAGGGUAACCCGGUGGACAUGAUCACGAUAGAUACGAGAACGGAAAUGAGCGGAACCGGGCAUCGAUACAUCGGCGACUCAACGACUGCCGCGUUGCAUAUAGACAACGUCAGAUUAGAGGACGAUGGUAUGUGGAGCUGCACGUUGGAGGACGAUCGGGGGAAGAUCCUCUUCGGCAGACCGGUGAAGCUGGUCGUGCUCGAGGCACCUCGUGGGACGUAUCUGUUGAUAGAUGGCCGCCGGCUGGAUCCCGGAAACCAGUUUGUGCCGGUGAAGGAAGGUUCGGAACUCACUCUCGAAUGCGCGGCCGAGGGUGGAAAUCCGCCGCCCGUCUUAGUAUGGGGCAUGACCUUGUCUCAGGCCACUUUAGACGGGCCGGAACAACCGCCGGACAACCUCACCGUGUUACCCUCAACAUCCGGCGGACGCAGCGGGGCUCACCUUAAGGUCCUGAGAGGACAUCACAACGCUACCAUCGUCUGCGUCGCGCGUCACAUCACCCUGAUGAUGCCAAUGAACGCCAGUAUUCUGCUCGACGUCCAAUAUACUCCAUCGUUUGCGAUAACGCGUUUACCUGGUUUUGGAAUUCCGAUCGUCGAGGGGAUGUCUGUCAGCCUGAAAUGCGAGGUAGACAGCAAUCCAGCCAGCACUCCAAUUUGGCAGCGCGACAAUGGACCACCCCCCGUAGAGCAGAGCGAUGACGGAUGGUUGAACUUCACAAAAAUCACUCGGGCCGAGAGCGGCUGGUACAAGUGCUAUACGCGGCAUAUGCUCGGCAUUUUCACCAGCAUCGGAUAUUUUCUCAAUGUUCGCUAUGAUCCAGAUAUGGAGACCGAGGCGGAGGCCCUGAACGGCGAGGCGACCGAUUCCCGAAGGAUGGAGGUGCAGAUCGGUGGCGCGGUUACCCUCGAGUGCGACGGCGGUUGUUGGGGCCAUGGACCGGGAAUGGAUCCGGUAGGUGGGCCCGGACCCCUCGCCCUAAGUCGGGUGGUGUACCAGGAGGCUGGGGAAUAUCGGUGCGUCGCGCCCGAUCGGAAAAUGCAGGACACGUGGCGAGCUCAGUUACCCUAUCACAUCAAGAUCACCGGGCGACCCAUGGUUCUUCCAUCUAGUCAGACGGUGACGGCAAACGAGGGUGAGCCGCUGGACAUUAUCGUCGAGUUCUGUGCUGAGCCGAGUUACACGAAGGUUCUCUGGAUAUCGGAGGAGCGAGUGUACACACCGGAUGCACCUUCUCACGACGGAGUCCAAGCCCUCGCAAUCGAGGACGGCGGCACAGAAUCGUGUUACAGGACGACCUUGCGUUUCGAGACGAUUCAGUGGUCUCAUGCGGGGGAAUGGCUGCUGCUGGUCCGUUCGUCGGAAGGGCUCGCCGACGCUUCCGUUCUGCUCAAUGUGACGCGCGCUUCCGGAUACAGCCGUGCCCACGUCCAGUCAGCGAGUAUCACGUACCUUCUGCUCUGCCUGAUCCUGCAGGCAUUCCUGCAGGAACAUCGCCACUGAAGCGAUCCAGGCGGAAGAAAUCUCGGCGAAACUUCUGACGACGCGGAAAGCUCGGAUGUCGGCUUUUCCCGAAAUGACGAGGGAAAAGGGCAAGUUUCUCUGUACAUAUAAUAUAUUGAAAUCCUCUUUUUCGACGAAUUUUCCCCGCGCGAUUUUCACGCGUUGACGAGACGCGCGUUUGUCCAACAUGCUACGACUUAUGUAUCUUUAGUAUCGCGAAUACGAUAGAAAUUCGAUCAAAUCGUUCCGCUGAUACGCCUUGGGCGCCAAUUACUAAGGCCUCGGUGUUCUACGGAUCUUGUAGCGAAUUCUCUCGUUCUAUUUGAACGAUUCUACAAGACGCAUUUACUAAUGUUUGCGAUCGCGAAGAAAAAAGUCGUCGUACGAAAUCUUUAAGCAUGCUUGAGCGUCUGUACGAACGAGUAUCCGUGCGAGAAAUGGUUCAAAAAAAUGAAAAGAAAGAAAAAUUCGAUUUCGCUGGCCUUAUACGAAAAUAGUGACGGAGAGAAAGGAAAGAGAUCGCGCGGACGAUACAUAUUUAUAUAGAGAGAAAAUUUGUAAACUAUACGAAUUUACGCGCGCUGACAUUCGCGCGAUACGCCGUACGAUGUGUAUAUACUUGUAUAGGUAAAAAUAAAUAAAAUAAGCCAAUGUUUACGAAUUGUGGAACGCGAUGUUUCCGCAUGUAGGGAUCAGAAUGAAAAAAAGAAGACCAAUUUUUUUUCAUUUCUUUUUUAUUUUUUCUUCUUUCUUCUUUUUUUUUAUCAUUCGCGAAUCUUCGGCAAAUAAAAAAGCUAGCGCGCGAGAUAUGGCUUGUACGGUGGACAAAUUUCAACGGAUCGAUUUUGUCCCCGAAUUAUAAUCAUUAUAAUAUCGCGAAGCAAGCCCCCAUGAUGAAAUAUGGUGGACGAUACUGCCUAUAAUAAUAACGAAAUAAUAAGAAAUAAACGAGCAUGACACGAUAGGAAAAAAAAAAAGAGAUCACCGCAAAUCUUAAUAAAGAAGAUACGACGGUCUCCCCUGCAUGAUCCAGGAACGAAAGUUUCGUGCUGCCGGAAACAAACUUAAUUGUGCAACGUCAAAUAGGUCCGGAGGUAGGGCGGCUAAAAAUUAAAUAAAUUGUUGUAUAUUACUUAGGUAAGUAGAAUUUGAUAGCGUGUAUAUAGUGACUGUAAAUGCGUAGGUUUAUCGUACGCCCGUACACGACGAAUUAAUACAGUGUGACGCUGUUAGAGAUAUAUUUAUUAUUCGUUGAUAUAUUUUUAUAAAGUUUUAUUUAGCUAUAAGUUCUCGUUCGCCUUCCUCCCCCUCUCAACCCGAAAGAAUCUCGUUCGCACGAUCGUAACGCUCGUUCGUUUCGUUAGGUAGAGAGCAAAGCGGUGGCGGCGCUUUGAGUUAUCAACUUUUCAACGAGAACCAUUACAAUAAAAUACUAUGUCCUACGAACGUCCUAAAUUGAAUCUAGCUAGUAGUUCAUCGUGUGAGAAACGUGGACAGAUUGUUGUCUUUAUGAUACUUUGGUCUAUUCGAUUGGGCGGGAUUUUAGCGUCUCGUCCCGAGUCCCGCUUCUCUCGAGCUGAGUCUUUAACCGUAAUUUUUUUCGUAAAAAUUCGGUGGUUCCUAAUUUUGUAAAAAUAGAAUUUGUACUCGGCUUAUACCGAUAAUCCGACUAAUGAUAACCCUUAUUGUCGGUACGUCCUAUCCGUGUGCGCGCGAUCGCAGUCGGUACUACCUAUAGAUACGAAAUAAACAUACCUGAUGUCUUCACGUUAAUUUAGUCUACUCGAUGAACCCGACUUGUUUUCAAAUCGCUAAGGUGUUACAAGUAAGCAACGUGAUGUAAUCGUUGUACCCAAUGACGCCUAAGAGUUCAAUAAAUGAUAUUUACAAUAAC
Camponotus floridanus (Florida carpenter ant) is the source of this 4972-nucleotide messenger RNA. RefSeq names its product hemicentin-2 (gene tei). The record is from RefSeq and is a predicted model, not a curated record. The coding region runs from base 976 to 3078 and encodes 700 amino acids. The transcript is spliced from 12 exons. Gene Ontology annotation, cellular component: cell-cell junction. Gene Ontology annotation, molecular function: cell adhesion molecule binding. NCBI's taxonomy places the organism in Eukaryota, Metazoa, Arthropoda, Insecta, Hymenoptera, Formicidae. Gene Ontology annotation, biological process: cell-cell adhesion.